Molecule: messenger RNA, 4712 nt
Organism: Eublepharis macularius
Lineage: Eukaryota; Metazoa; Chordata; Lepidosauria; Squamata; Eublepharidae
Gene: ZNF185
Product: zinc finger protein 185 with LIM domain
Exons: 31
Coding region: 340-2826 (828 amino acids)
Source: RefSeq, a predicted model, not a curated record
CACACCCACAGCCCGGCUCAUCGCCCUCCCCAAACGAGGCCGGUCCUUCCUGGGCAAGGCAGCCUUGGCUGGGGCGCCUCCCGCCGUGCCCACAUUGCUGCGCAGCGCCCGGGCCGCGGAGGGGAGACCGGGGGUUCAAGGCUCGACGCCCGUCGCAGAGGGCCAGGCGCGUUGGCCGACCAGACGCUCCUGUUGGUCCACAUCAUCAGCACAGAGAACAAAGCCUCUCCCUGCUGCUUCAGCCCAGCCACUGGUAUUCAGCGGACUCCUGUCUCUGAACACCUGUAAUCUUCUACCACAAACUUUGGAACCAGACGCAGAAGAAAUCCUCCAAGCACCAUGCUGUCUCUAAGCUCAGUGAAAGAUGGCGUCAUUGUACCCAGUGAAGAAGACCGGAAGAAAAUUCUCACGCAGAUGAAAGUGCGGACAACGCUGAGGAGUGACAAGAGCUGGAUCCAGAAGAAAUCAGACUUGGAGGAGGAGAAGAAUCACAGUCCAUUACAUUCGCCAGUAAGGAGCAGGAAGACCAGCGAGAGAUCUCCUACCUCACCAAAAGUUUCACCUCUAAAUCACAGGGCAGUCUUUGAGGAACUAUCAUCUCAAGCUGAACCACAGUCCCCUCUGGCAAAUAAACCUUCCAAAAAGUCCCACAACACAACAGCAUCUUCUGGUUAUCUCAUCAGAGGAGUUUUUACCAAGACUAUUGAUAAGAGUGCUCCUUCACACACAGUCCCCAAUGGUUCACAGAAAAGCGACAAGAGCGCCAGCCUGCCCCGCUCCUCUUCUGGGUACAAGAUGUCAACGGAGGAUUAUAAGAGACUAGCUCCUUACAACAUCAAGCGAGACACAAUAUCAGAUCACGUGGAUCCCCCUGUUUCUCCAGAUGAGCAACAAAAGAGAACUGAAGCAGCGAGCAGUAUACUCCGGCAAACAGCCCGCAAGGAACGUUCCUAUGUCCUUUCAGCUGCGAAGAAAAGCAAUGGAAGUGCAGCACAAGAAGUACCAUCUUUCAUGGCCAAAAGGGUUGAGAUUGAAGAUGAUACAGGCCCGCGCUCCAGAAGUCAGACAAUGCCAGCUUCAUCAUGGAGCAGUAGCCGUGAGAAGAGCACUACUGGGGAAAGAAGGAUCGUGUCGGGGUCUCCCUGGAGUGACCAGAAAAUAUCCAAUGCUGCUUCUACCACCAGCAUUGACAGAGGCAGCAGGACCCAAACUUCCAAGCAUUAUUCUGAAUACUCAUCAGCAUUCAACCACUUCACAUCUCUGGAGAACAGUAACAAGCUGGAUCAAGAGAAGCUCAAUCUGACUUCCUGGGACGACUCCACUCCAAAGGUCUCUGGUUCUCCUCCAAAGAGAAGUGAGAAGAAUGGAGGAAGAUUCCUGCCCACAUCAAACUCUGAAAUGCAAGAUUCCACUUUUUCUGAGGACAGGACCAGCUUUCGUUAUCGAACCGGAGAUGCUGGCCAUGCAGCAGAGGCCCACCAUCGAUCCAAGACUGGAGAACACCUGAAUGAUAACGGUGCUGACUCCGCAAGAUAUGCUCCAGAUCAUGAAGAGGGAAGCUUCUCCAAAGAAAUCAAAUAUGAGAGCCCGAGUUCAAGAGUCACAGAGGACCAGCCAGUCACAGCAAAGUCUCAUUCUUUUGCUAAAGACAGUGCAGAUACACUCAAUGGGGAGAGGUACAGUGCAGCCACCCCCGUCAGCAAUGACCAGGACAUUGACCCAAAAAGAUCUUUUUCUGGUUUGGAGUGGAAAACCACACAAGAAGAAGCAUAUGAGAGCCCAAGUGAGACAGAUUAUAAAAAAGUGGAAGCUCGCCCAGCAAACUCCGGCUCAUGGUCUAGUCAAGGCAUUCUUAGCACUGCUGGUACCCAAAUUGAGCUCCCAAGAGCUGCCCAAAGUGAGGAGUCAGAGUUGGAGACCGCCAGCUCCCUCUUCUCCGAGAACAGCAUUGCCACUCCAGAGAGCCAACAAGGAGAACAUGGGUCAGACUCAGAUACUGGCAGUCUCUCCAGAAGGGCUACUUUUGGCAUGUUGGAAAGCAAUUAUAGGAUGCCAGCUGAUCUGGACCACCUAGCUUGCAAACGCAGUGCCUUGGCGAGUGGCCAUAGGACAUCGUCAUAUCUGGACCGCCCAUCCUACUACACCAGCAGGACAAGUUGUGGGAUGCCAUUUUAUCCGAGCAACCAACCGUACAACACUAACAUGUCGGAGAUGAAUCAUAGGAUGGCAUCAUACCUGAACAACCCAGCUUUUGGUAGUGGAAGGUCCUACUCCACUUCUAGAGACAGCCAGAUUACCAGCUCAUUGAGAAGUCACAGAAUGCCUUUCUACAAGGACAUCUGUGAUGUAGAGACCAGGAGAUAUCUGCCAGGGUUCGAGGAGAGAGCUGCAUUCACUUCCAGUAUCUCAAGCACUUCCUCUUAUCUCAGGAACCCCUCAGCUUCUGGCUAUGAGUCGGAUCCCACCACAUCGAGCAAAGGCCUCCUCUUUGUGAAGGAAUCCAUCAACAGCACAGAGCUGUCCUCCUCACCACGCUGUAACAGCCGCAGCCUGGUUGACUUGUCUACACUGGAGAGAUCAAACUACAGCACUGGCAGCUGCCUGCAGAGCAGCCCACCCAUGAGGCCCUCUGAAGACAUCUGCACUUCCUGUGGCCGGGAGAUUCGCAAUUGUCCUAAGAUAAAAAUCGAGAAACUGAACAUCUGCUGCCACGAAUUCUGUUUCCGGUGUGGGAUUUGCCACAAACCAAUGGGAGACCUGCUGGACAAAAUCUUCAUUCACCGCGACAUCGUCCACUGUGACAAAUGCUAUGAGAAACUCUUUUAGGAUUUCCCAGGUCAGAAAAGGCAGCUAAAGAGAAGCCUGCCUGCAGCCUCACCAUGAGCCGGGAUAUUUUCAGUGCCUUACCAGCAUUUGUUUUGUUCCCGUGAUUUAUCUUUUACCACCUUUCCCCCAGGGGAAGUGAUUCAUGUCCACUAGUUUACUGAAUAAGGGCAGAUCUUGACAAACAAACAAACAAAAUAGGAGUACCUACCAAAGAAACAGCUGAAAUCCUCAGGUGCUGAGCAGAUCUUUUGUUUUCAGGGAGAUUUGUGGGUGUCCAGCAAUUCUGAGAAACCAGGCGCAGAAGAAGACCCCCCCGGGAGUGCCUCCUGACAGAUUUUCCUUUGGCUUUAUCACUGCUGCCACGGAACUCUGAAUCUGACUGGAGCAGUGGCUUGGGCUGUGUGUGGGAUGCUUAACUCUUUCCCCUAUCAAAAUCACUCUCCCAAACUGCUUUUCUCCCUGCAAAGGAAAAAGAUAUAUAGUAUAUUUAUACAGUAUAUAUAGUAUAUUUUGGCUGGCAACUGUGCUUGGAAGCAGAUAUGUUAGACCUUUUCUCUUUAAUCUCUUUGACACGGCCUGUGUCUGCAAUAUUAGUCUUUGCCCAUAGCCCCGAUAUGAAAACAGAGUAUUGGGCAGUCUUGCAGUAGAACUUAGAGCAGGAUUGUGACCUUUGACCUUUAUGCUGCCGUGCCUGUUUGACAUGUGAUGAUUGACAGCACCAAGAAAUGAUUGGUGUGCGGAUCUCCAGUGUCCUUUCUCUGAGCCUUGUACCACCUUGUAUCGCAGCCUGCACCGAUCCUAUACAUGCACAUUCAAGAACCAUGCACUGAUGUGGGGACUUGAUUUCUGCUAUGAUAUAAGCAGACUCAGAUUAGCCGUGUUAAGUCUAUUGCAGAAAAAUGAAAUGGUGAUCCAGUGGCACCUUAAAUAUGUAUUCUAGCUAUGACUCCAGAAGGCUCAUGCUGAAUUAAAUUUAAAAUGUGUCUGGACUCCUGUCUUAAUAAGUAGACCCAAAUGAUAGCAAUGUGCUCACAGCUUAGGUGGCUCCGAUUUCAUGUCCCAGUAAAGUGGGCCCAUUUCGCUCCCUCCAUGGAUCUUCACACAGGCUUGAACCCUUUUUGCAUAUAUGAAAUCAACCAUCCUGAGUCUCAGCUGAUAUCACCUGAAACCAAGUGCUUUUCAACAGAGUCGAGCUGCGCAUCCUGCUGUGAGCCACAGAGUACACAGGCGUACACAGGUGUUGGUUGUGCACUUGUGAACUAGCUCAGCUUGGCUCUGUUUAUCUUUUUCUAAUCAGGCUUCCCAGGAAUAAAAGUGAUCUAACUCUAGCAGAACUGUUUUGAAGAAAGUGAGAUACUGAUUGUUAAGCCCUUUACAAAGGAGAAAUUAAAAUACCCUCUACCACCACACGAAUGUUUGUUUUCAAGACAAAGCUUUGAUCUCCUUUCAUUUGGUCGUUAGAUCUUUUCAAGGUAUCUCCAGAUAUCCAAAAUUACCAGUUCAUAGGAUGAAAUGACUGCAUACUACCCAGUGUUUGAUAAAAUACUUGUUUCAGCAACUUUGAUGAGGCCUCUUGUUUGUAUCCUUGGUCAAUAUUUACCUUUCAGCUGACUUCCUUUCUGCAGCCUUCCCUCUCCCCAGGUUCCAAAAGGUGUUUUAAAACCUGUGCGUGUUUUACCCAGCAAUGGGUGAAAUUUCAGAAGUUGACUGAUGGAUUGUUUGGUUUCCUCAAUAACACACGUCAUCCUAAACUGUUUUGGGAAGGGACCGUUAGGAGGGGUGGUAUUAUAGAUUUUUGCUUUGUUGUCUUGGUUUGCCAGUCUGUUUUCUUUGCAACAAAUUCUUAACCUCCACAUACAAUUCUAAUAAACAUUGAAAUGUUGUAU